UUUCUUUUUUGGUUUUUUGUGUUUUGUUUUGAGCCAUUUUCAAAAAAAUAUUUGAAUUUUUCGACGGAAAAAAAAAACAACGAAAAUAUUUCAAAAUGUCAUUAUACGAUGAUAUAAUAACACUGAAUGAUGAAUCGACAGGUAAAACUUCGAGUAUCAAAUUAUUACAAGAUCAUUUACAACUGAAAAGAACUACUGCAAAGAAUAAUUACAAACAAAAUCAAUCAUCAUUGUAUGGAGGUUACCACAGUCGAAAUUUAUUAUCAUCCAAAGUGGAUGAAAUUCCACCACCACCAGUUAUCGAUCAAAUGAAUAUGACUAAACAAGGUGCUUCAUUGCUUGGUGGUGAUUGGGAUCCAAAAGAUGAAUACGAUCCACGAUGGCCAAAUGAUUAUGAAAAAUUAAUCAAAGAACGUAAAGAACAAGAUAAAAAAGCUUCAAAAGCACAGAUAAUUGCAACUCGAAGUCUUGGACUAGAUUAUGAUGAUGAUGAAGAUGAUGAUGAUGAUGAAUAUGAAAACAAGAAUAGUCAUAAUCGAUCAACAUCUGAUUCAAAACAAAGCAAAACAUUGGCUGCAUUUGCACCACCGCCAUCUUUAUUGGAAAAUGUUGAAAAAGUUACAAAAACAUCAAGUACAUCAAAUCAAAAAACAUCAAAAGGAUUUGAAGUCAGUUCAGUGGCUGCCAAAAUAAUGGCUAAAAUGGGUUACAAACAAGGCCAAGGUCUUGGUAAAGAAGAACAAGGUAUUAAUAAAGCAUUACAAGUGGAAAAAACAAGUAAAACUCAAGGUAAAAUUAUUUGUGAAGAUGAAAAAAUGAAAAUGGAUGAUUUGCCUAUUGCUGAAAAAUUGAAAAAUCCAUCCAAAGUUGUAUUAUUACGUAAUAUGGUUGGUCCAGGUGAAGUAGAUUCAGAAUUAGAACCUGAAACAAAAGAAGAAUGUUCCAAAUAUGGUGAAGUAAUUAAAUGUCAAAUUUUUGAGAAAAAAGAUUAUGAAAAUGAAGAAGAUGCGGUAAAAAUUUUUAUCGAAUUUGCACAUGUUGAUUCAGCUAUUAAAGCAUUAGUCGAUUUAAAUGGCCGUUAUUUUGGUGGCCGUAUUGUUAAAGCAUCAUUCUAUGAACUAGACAGAUUUCGUAAAGGCAAUAUAUUAUAAAUCGAUAGAUUGGGUAAAACAGAUAA
Molecule: messenger RNA, 1177 nt
Organism: Dermatophagoides pteronyssinus (European house dust mite)
Lineage: Eukaryota; Metazoa; Arthropoda; Arachnida; Sarcoptiformes; Pyroglyphidae
Product: splicing factor 45-like
Biological process (GO): mRNA cis splicing, via spliceosome; alternative mRNA splicing, via spliceosome
Cellular component (GO): precatalytic spliceosome
Molecular function (GO): RNA binding
Source: RefSeq, a predicted model, not a curated record